Micromonas pusilla CCMP1545 is the source of this 840-nucleotide messenger RNA. RefSeq lists its product as uncharacterized. The record is from RefSeq and is a predicted model, not a curated record. Bases 1 to 840 code for a protein of 279 amino acids. NCBI's taxonomy places the organism in Eukaryota, Viridiplantae, Chlorophyta, Mamiellophyceae, Mamiellales, Mamiellaceae. The transcript is spliced from 2 exons.
AUGGCGUCCGCGUCCGCGUCCAAACCCGGCGGCGGCGGCGGCGGCGGCGGCGCCCCCCAAGCCGCCGCCGUAGACUACGCGGCCAUCAUCGCGACGAAGACGGCGAUGCCGCGUCUUCCCGACGACCCCCCGGUCGCGCGCACGGGAUGGCCGUACGUCGCGCAGCUCAAGGAGCUCUGCAUCGAGCUCUUCGCGAAGCACUUCAACGCGAAUCCGUCGUUCGAAUCGCUCCCCCCGGACGUCGUCAAGCGCGUCGUGGACAUCCUCGGCGCGGACCUCCCGAUCGAGACCGCGGGGGAGCUCAUCGACGACGAGAGCUACUGGGAGCGACGCGCGGUCGCGACCUUCUCGCGUUGCGACCCCGUGCGCCACGGCCGCUCGUGGAAGCAGCUCUUCUUCGAGCGGCACUGCGAGGCGGCGAUCCGCGCGCACGACGCCACGAACAGCACCGCGGAGGAGAACGACGCGCUCGCGCGAUUGCUGUCGUACGCGGGCAAGUACGCGCGCGCGUUGGACGUGGUGUGUCUCCCGGGAAGGUUCGACGCGAAGAUGCUCUUCAGACGAAUGCCGUGGCUCGCGUCGCUCGGCGUGCGAUACAAACCCGGCGAGGAAAUCGGCAUGGGGUUCGACAAGAGCCUGUUCGGCGCGACGCUGAGCGACGUCAAGGCGAUCGCGGCGGCGGUGGAGAGCGCGGAGACGCUGUUGACGCUCGACCUGGCGGGGAACCUGAUCGACGACGAAAAGGCGAGGUGCGUUUUCCUGACACUGGUCCCCAUACGACCGCGUUCGCGUGGGUGGCGGCGAGCGGCCUCGUCGCGAAUCGCGGCGUCCUCCGCUUAA